AUGAUGCGGCUGUUCGUCACAGUGACUUGCCUGCUGGCCAUCGCCGGUGCGGCCAUCGCUGCCUCGGCUACGGGACAGCGUGUGCUUGCCGUUGUGGACAAGGAGCAUACGCACAGCUAUGAUGCGUACAUAACCUCGCUUCGGCAGCGUGGCUUCGAGGUCAGCGUCCAGGUGCCUGGGGAUGCGCAGGACGGCACCCUCUUUGAGUUUGGCGAGCGCAAGUUCGAUCACUUGCUCUUCCUUGCGCCGGAGAUCAAGCAGUUCCCCCGUGGCUUGACGACGCAUACCAUCGUCGAGUUUCUUCGCGAGGGCGGCAACAUGCUGGCGGGUUUGUCACCGCAACUGAGUGAAUCAUGGCGCGACUUCGCGCGCGAGUUUGGCCUGGAAUUUGGCGAACGCGGCACCAUGCUCGUGGACCACCUCGGUUACGACAAGACGGUGGACACGGGCAACCAUGCUGCUGUGUUGGUUGGAGGAUAUCGCGACCAGCUAGGGGCUGGAGGAAUUGCCGACGAGGCCGGGGGCGUGUUUUCUGACGAGACGCGCGCGAUCAAGGAGGCACUCGUAUACCGCGGUAUCGCGCACUGGGUCGGCCCGAAUCCCCUUGCCUUCCCGCUCCUGCUGCCUCCGACGACGUCGUACCAGACGGACCCACCGUUGAUCACAGCCUCCCCCGACGGUGCCUGGAGCGCCUCGAAUGUAGGGAAGCUCGAGGCUCUCUACUCGCAGUCCGAUCUGCUAACGGGCGCCGAUGCGCACACGCCUGAUGCGAGGGCUUCGCUGGCGACAGCCAUCCAGCUGCGCGACAACUCGGCGCGCGUGGUGUUUGUUGGCAGUACGGAGCUCUUUGGUGACUUGUACAGGGACGCGGCGCGCCCGCUCCAGCGCGCCUUUGUGAAUGACAUUACGUCGUGGGCGUUCCAGGAGCGCGGUGUGCUGCGAGUUACGCGCACGGCGCACCAGCGCCUUCGCGCCCACGAGCACGACGUGCGUCCCGACUACGAGGAAAGCGAGCACACAUCGAGCAUGUAUCGCAUUAAGGACACAGUGUCGUACUCGAUCGGAGUUACUAUGUUUGAUGGACAAACUUGGGGACCGGCACCUAGCGAUCUCGGCCUCCAACUGUCGGCCGUGAUGCUCGACCCGUAUGUCACGGUGCCGCUCGUGCCUCACCGGGGGGCGAACGCGACCGUGUACGAGGCGGACCUCCGGCUCCCUGACAGGCACGGGGUGUUCACGCUGCGUGUGAACUGGAAGCGACGCGGCUGGUCGUACGUGAUGGCGGACGAUGUGGUGCCUGUGCGACCCUUCAACCACGACGAGUACCCCCGCAUGCUUAGCAGCUCCUGGCCCUACGUGGCAGGUGCGUUCUCGACCAUGCUCGGUUUUGCAGCGUUUGUCUAUCUGUGGCUGACGAUGCCAGCCGAAAAGCUCGCGUCCAAGACAUCGUAG
This is a messenger RNA of Malassezia sympodialis ATCC 42132, 1452 nucleotides long. RefSeq names its product dolichyl-diphosphooligosaccharide-protein glycotransferase (gene WBP1). The record is from RefSeq and is a predicted model, not a curated record. Gene Ontology annotation, cellular component: oligosaccharyltransferase complex; endoplasmic reticulum membrane. NCBI's taxonomy places the organism in Eukaryota, Fungi, Basidiomycota, Malasseziomycetes, Malasseziales, Malasseziaceae.